GAAAGGGGCAUUGACGGGGACCCACCGCGGGCACCGAACGGCGGCUCUGGCAGCGGCAGCUCCAGCCCCAGCGGCUCCCUCUUCUCCUUCCUUCUCCUCCUGUUGCCGCUGCGGAUCCAGUCUUCUUCUCUCCCUUUCCCCCUCCCCUAGUCGUCGCUGCAGCCGCCGGGUCCGGGGCAACGAGCAGAGGCGCCGCCCGCCGGGAAUGUGAGCGAGGAGCCACCGGCGGAGCCGCAGCGGGGUCGGUGCCGAUUUGAUGGGACGGGCCCGCGGGGGAGGAUCGUGAGGCCGCCGCCGCCGCCGCCGCCGGAGCGCUGAGGUUCAGGUCCGGCCGUGAGGCCUAGAGGCGCCGCUGCCGCGGAACCGGAGGGACGCCGCGCCGGACAGCCGUCGCCCCGGGCUCCCUGCUGCUGUCCGGACCUCCCCCCGCACGCCCCGGUCCCGCCCCCCGCCCCCCGCUGCGGCCCUCUCUCCCGUCUCCCGCCCCUCCGAAACCACAGAUCAUCUUCGGAUUCUUCUCCAGAAGCUUCAAGUAGGGAUAUGUCCUCACCACCAACUACUCCUCCAUCAGUGGAUAAAGUAGACGGAUUUUCUUGGAAGUCCGUCAGAAAAGCCAGACAGAAGAGGUUGCAAAGUUCCUCACAGUUUAGGUCUCAAGGCAAGCCUAUUGAGUUAACACCUCUGCCGCUGCUAAAGGUGUCUUGCAAUAUAUUCAGAACUCUCCCUCCUAGUGACAGCAAUGAAUUUGAUCCAGAAGAAGAUGAACCUACCCUUGAGGCAUCGUGGCCACACUUACAGCUUGUAUAUGAGUUUUUCAUACGAUUUUUGGAAAGCCAAGAAUCCCAACCCAGCAUUGCCAAAAAAUACAUAGAUCAGAAAUUUGUAUUACAGCUUUUGGAGCUGUUUGACAGCGAAGACCCUCGGGAACGGGACUACUUAAAAACAGUCUUACACAGAAUUUAUGGCAAGUUUCUUGGUCUUAGAGCAUUUAUCCGAAAACAGAUUAACAAUAUUUUUCUAAGGUUUGUUUAUGAAACAGAACACUUCAAUGGUGUAGCUGAACUGCUGGAAAUAUUAGGAAGUAUUAUCAAUGGCUUUGCUUUACCUCUUAAGGAAGAACACAAACAGUUUCUGGUGAAAGUGUUGAUCCCUUUACACACUGUCAGGAGCUUAUCACUCUUCCAUGCCCAGCUGGCAUAUUGCAUAGUACAGAUUCUGGAGAAAGAUCCUUCACUCACAGAACCAGUUAUUAGGGGAUUAAUGAAAUUUUGGCCCCAAACAUGUAGUCAAAAAGAGGUCAUGUUCCUUAGGGAGCUGGAAGAAAUAUUGGAUGUGAUUGAAACUUCACAAUUUGUUAAAAUCCAAGAACCUUUGUUUAAACAAAUUGCCAAGUGUGUCUCUAGCCCCCAUUUUCAGGUGGCGGAAAGGGCACUCUAUUAUUGGAAUAAUGAAUACAUCAUGAGUUUGAUAGACGAAAACUCUAAUGUCAUCCUUCCCAUCAUGUUUUCCAGUCUUUAUAGGAUUUCAAAAGAACAUUGGAAUCCGGCUAUUGUGGCAUUAGUGUACAAUGUGUUGAAGGCGUUUAUGGAAAUGAACAGCACCAUGUUUGAUGAGCUGACAGCCACAUUCAAGUCAGAUCGUCAGCGUGAGAAAAAGAAAGAAAAGGAGAGUGAAUAAUUGUGGAAGAAACUGGAGGAUCUGGAGUUAAAGAGAGGUCUUAGACGUGAUGGGAUAAUUCCAACUUAACAAAAAUAAUGACAACAACCUUACUAACCUGUGGAGUCACACAUUUAUGUAGUAGAAGAUGGAACAGCAGUUUUCUGUAUUGUGCAACUUUACAGUAGAUUUCACAUUUGUUUCAUUAUUACAACAGCACUGUAUAUACCUGUCUCUAAGUAAAGGAAAAAAAAAAUAAGGACUUCAGUCCAAAGUUUGGACAGUAGAUGGACUUCUCAGAACUUGGUAAACAUAAUCAUUGUUCUAACCCCCUUAAAAAAAAAAAAAAAAAAAAAAAAGCAGUCUUCAAAGAUCUGUCAAUGAAAUUUGUAUAUUAAAAUUCCAUUUUUGGGAGUUCCUUAUUUAUCAUUAGCAGAGAGUAUGAAACAAUUUUCAAAUGUGAACUAUCUUAAAUUUAGCUUGUCUUUCUGCUAAGCUGUUAAGUGUAUUUAUAGUAAAGGAAGGGAAAAAAAAAGACUGUCAUUUCCUUAUAAGUUUGUAUAACAUCCUCCUCUGGGUAACCUGACUGUAAUUUGACAUCUUUUCCUUUUGCACAUCUUCAUGAGUUGAAUGUCCACGUGGAAUGAGGCCGUGAAUUAUAAAGGUCCCUGAUAAAAGUUUUGUUCACUGGAGUGAACAUCUUUCCAGUAAUCAGGUAGUCCUGGUACUCCUUUAGUUUUAAAAUUAGGAGUAAAAGAGAGCA
Messenger RNA from Balaenoptera musculus (blue whale), 2419 nucleotides. RefSeq names its product serine/threonine-protein phosphatase 2A 56 kDa regulatory subunit epsilon isoform-like. Gene Ontology annotation, molecular function: protein phosphatase activator activity. The record is from RefSeq and is a predicted model, not a curated record. Gene Ontology annotation, cellular component: protein phosphatase type 2A complex; nucleus; cytosol. NCBI's taxonomy places the organism in Eukaryota, Metazoa, Chordata, Mammalia, Artiodactyla, Balaenopteridae. Gene Ontology annotation, biological process: protein dephosphorylation; signal transduction.